UUACCAAAGAGGGUCUUCUCCUGGGGGGGCGAUGGCUGGAGCUGGAUGAGUUUCUCCUCCUCCUACUCCAGACUCUGUAGGUGGCGCUACACUCAUAUGUCCUCACCGUGUUAACCAGUUGCAGUACCACUCCUCGCCGUAGGACGGCGCUGCAGUUUGCUGGGGGUGAAUAUCUCUCCGAUUGUUUUAUAUCGGUCCCCGACUGACAACAAACAUGGACGUCAACUGCACAUUGGUUUGUUGUGAAGAGGAGAGAGAAGACGAUAAAGCUGUUAUUGUUCAGUUCUCUAACGGCAACCUGAGGAACACAGAGCAGCUGAACUUCAGCUUCUAUAAGAACGUGGAUGAGACCAACCCUAGGAAGAAGACCAGACGCAUGCUGGUUGCAGAAUCACAAAGACUCUCCUAUGUUGGGAAUAACUUUGGAACAGAAUCCCUAAAAUGCAACAACCUUUGCAAGUAUUAUGUGGGUGUGCUGAACAAGGAGACCAUGAAGAUGGAGGUGCACAGAGCUCAACUCUUCAACAUGCAGCCGGUCAUCCCAGGGGAGUCGUCGACAGAGAAUGACGCGUCCCAGAACACAGAUCUAACAUACAGGGAAAAGGUGGACUCUCUGAUCGAGGCGUUUGGGACCAACAAGCAGAAGAGAGCUCUGACUUCCAGGAGGCUGAACCAGGUGGGCAGUGAGACCCUGCAGAGCGCUGUAGCAAAGGCUGCCCACUCCGUCAUAGACCAGAAGGGUCUGGAAGCCCUGCAGCAGGAGGUUGUUCAGGCAGAGUCCCAGUCUGAAGUAUCUCAUUACCUUCCUCCCUGCUUCCCCGACGCUGACACACCUCAACACGUCUACCUGUUUGAAGACAUCCUGUCUCCAGUGGAGUACGAUGCCCUGGAUGCUGCUGGCUCUAAGAUGGCCGCCCUGACCCCAGAGGAACUACACAAGAUAACAGAUGGAGGGUGUCUGAGCGUGGUGCGUCAGUUGGAGAGCCUGCCCAGAGAGGGCGUGGCCAGAGAGAGACAGGCUCGCUGUGCUUUCUACCUCCUCCUGCUGAUCAAACUGGCACGGCAGAAAAACAUAACCCGCAAGUUCGGGCAGGAGGAGGGUUGUGUUAAUGUUGUUUUCCAGUCAGGGCAGGAGGAGGGUUGUGUUAAUGUUGUUUUCCAGUCGGGGCAGGAGGAGGGUUGUGUUAAUGUUGUUUUCCAGUCGGGCAGGAGGAGGGUUGUGUUAAUGUUGUUUUCCAGUCAGGGCAGGAGGAGGGCUGUGUUAAUGUUGUUUUCCAGUCAGGGCGGGAGGAGGGCUGUGUUAAUGUUGUUUUCCAGUCAGGGCAGGAGGAGGGUUGUGUUAAUGUUGUUUUCCAGUCAGGGCAGGAGGAGGGCUGUGUUAAUGUUGUUUUCCAGUCGGGCAGGAGGAGGGCUGUGUUAAUGUUGUUUUCCAGUCAGGGCAGGAGGAGGGCUGUGUUAAUGUUGUUUUUCAGUCGGGCAGGAGGAGGGCUGUGUUAAUGUUGUUUUUCAGUCGGGCAGGAGGAGGGCUGUGUUAAUGUUGUUUUCCAGUCGGGGCAGGAGGAGGGUUGUGUUAAUGUUGUUUUCCAGUCGCGCAGGAGGAGGGCUGUGUUAAUGUUGUUUUCCAGUCAGGGCAGGAGGAGGGCUGUGUUAAUGUUGUUUUCCAGUCAGGGCAGGAGGAGGGUUGUGUUAAUGUUGUUUUCCAGUCAGGGCAGGAGGAGGGUUGUGUUAAUGUUGUUUUCCAGUCAGGGCAGGAGGAGGGUUGUGUUAAUGUUGUUUUCCAGUCGGGCAGGAGGAGGGCUGUGUUAAUGUUGUUUUCCAGUCAGGGCAGGAGGAGGGCUGUGUUAAUGUUGUUUUCCAGUCAGGGCAGGAGGAGGGUUGUGUUAAUGUUGUUUUCCAGUCAGGGCAGGAGGAGGGUUGUGUUAAUGUUGUUUUCCAGUCAGGGCAGGAGGAGGGUUGUGUUAAUGUUGUUUUCCAGUCGGGCAGGAGGAGGGUUGUGUUAAUGUUGUUUUCCAGUCAGGGCAGGAGGAGGGCUGUGUUAAUGUUGUUUUCCAGUCGGGGCAGGAGGAGGGUUGUGUUAAUGUUGUUUUUCAGUCGGGCAGGAGGAGGGCUGUGUUAAUGUUGUUUUUCAGUCGGGCAGGAGGAGGGUUGUGUUAAUGUUGUUUUCCAGUCGGGCAGGAGGAGGGCUGUGUUAAUGUUGUUUUUCAGUCGGGCAGGAGGAGGGUUGUGUUAAUGUUGUUUUCCAGUCGGGGCAGGAGGAGGGUUGUGUUAAUGUUGUUUUCCAGUCAGGGCAGGAGGAGGGUUGUGUUAAUGUUGUUUUCCAGUCAGGGC
Molecule: messenger RNA, 2328 nt
Organism: Salmo salar (Atlantic salmon)
Lineage: Eukaryota; Metazoa; Chordata; Actinopteri; Salmoniformes; Salmonidae
Source: RefSeq, a predicted model, not a curated record